Messenger RNA from Podospora pseudopauciseta, 1308 nucleotides. RefSeq lists its product as uncharacterized. The record is from RefSeq and is a predicted model, not a curated record. The transcript is spliced from 3 exons. Bases 1 to 1071 code for a protein of 356 amino acids. NCBI's taxonomy places the organism in Eukaryota, Fungi, Ascomycota, Sordariomycetes, Sordariales, Podosporaceae.
AUGUCGACCACAAAUCCCUACGGCUACACCAUGGCCGCCACAUACGAUCAAGGCCUCGAGCCAGCGCGCAACGACUAUCCAGAGGUCACAGACCCUUCCCACUGCGCACCGGAAUACGUGCCUCCCCAGCCACUGACCAAUGAGCCGAUGAAGCCGUAUGGAAGUACUUACGUGACUCCUGCCGCCCCUUAUGAGCUCUCACACACGAGGGAAUCAUCCUCGGCAUAUGGUGGACAUGCAGCAACGGCGGCACCACCUUACGAUAUGCACGAUCAGGUCCGGUUGCCAGCAUCGCCCCCAACGACAGAUCUGUCAUCAUCGAUGAGCUCGGAAAAGCCCCCUUCUCACCACCGGAAAAAGACAGUAUUCGGCUGCACAACACUGGUGUUUGUUCUCUCGUGCAUCAUUGCGCUUCUGUCGAUGGCCGUGAUUGGGCUGGCAGCUGCCGCGGGUAUGGAGGCGCACAGGGCGAACACCAACGCGAGCAGGAUAGCGGUCAUGCUUGCUGAGAGCAAUAGUACGUCUGGGGGGUUGGAGUCGGUUUCUGACGCCGAGCCCGAGCCUGGUACCGGUUCUGGUUCUGAUUCCAACACUACUCCCGGCAGCACAAGAACCGUCACCGUCACCGUCUCCGCUGCUGCUGCGGCGACCGAGACUGUCAGGGUCACUCCUGCUUCCGCCAUCUCCGCCGUUGACGACGGCUGCUCGGAAAACCCUGAGAAAGUCCACGGGUCGACUUAUACUUCUUAUAAACGCUUCAACUCUUUGAAAUUCACCCGCUACUGCCAACGAGAUCCAGACGGCUCGCUCGUGAUGGUGAUUUUUACCUCGACUUUUGAACAGUGCAUGGACGCGUGCGCGUCGUACUCGACUUAUGUAGCGGAGUCGUUCCCCACGGGAGGCGCAAAGACGAGGUGUGACGGGGUUAGUUUUAUUCCCGAGUGGGCGGAUAAGGCUGCUGCGGGUAAGGAGAAUUCGAGGGGGAAUUGUUACCUGAAGAGUGGAGUUAAGGGGGAGGGGGGAGAGAAUGGGAAAAAGGUCAAGGUUCAUGCUGCUAUUUUGCAGGGAUAAAUAAGUUGGGGGAGGGGAGGAAUGAUACCCAGGGUGCGUGUGCGUGAGGAGUAGGUAGUCGAUUGGAUGGAUUUGUUGUGCGAUUAUAAUGGGAGGACAUUGGGAAGCGUUGAGGAAGGGUGGAGUAGGAUGUGUUUAUCUGGGCUUUGACUUUGACUGUAUUGAUUGUUCAGCUUUCUCUUUUUCUUCUUUGGCGCUAAUAAAUACCUGUAUGAAAAACUGGUGCGUGAGUCUGAC